UGACAGACUGCUUUCCAUGCUUUGUCUUAGGCACACAGUGCAAGUGCCCUCAGCUGUUGAACUGAGUGUCAGCCGUCAGUUCUUUCAGCCCCACAGUUUGAGACAGCUUUGUGAUGGAUCAUCUCUUUUAGCCAGGGUGCUACCAGUGCUUUGCUCAUUGUCUUCCUCAUUGUGGAAAACCUGUUGUGCCAUCCCCCAGGCAGGCAGUGUCCUGCAGCUGGGCUGUGGAGGGCUGGGCUGGGACAGGGACUGCUGCGUUCCCUCACAGCUCCCCUGCCAUUUCUCUUGUCCCUGCAGGCUCCAGUUGGACUUCUGCCUUCCGGCCGUGAUCAUCUCACCUGCAGGAGAGCAGCAGAUGGCCACAGCACAUCCGUGUCAGGAGCCCGUGAGCUUUGCGCAGGUGGCCGUGUAUUUCAGCAGGGAGGAGUGGGCGCUGCUGGACCCUGCGCAGCGAGCGCUCUACCGGGACGUGAUGCUGGAGACGUACCAGUGCGUGGCCUCACUGGGUGAGGGCUUUGCUGCCUUUCCUCCUUAUUUGGGGCACCGUGUGCUAUUUCUGGAUUUCCUCUGUCAUCCAGGAGGAGAGGAGAUCACAAAUAGAAAAGAGAAUUUGCAGGAAAUUGGUGUGGUCCAAAGGCAGUGGGGUAGUGUCUCUGUGGGAAUAAGGAGAAAGGAUGUCCAAAGUGGCCUGGAGCAAGGAGAGCGUUUCAAGAAGUCACUGGGAAACUAUCCAGGAAAGAGAGCAAGGAACCCGGUGGGUCUCAGUGCAGGUCAACAGCAGCCUAUAGAUGCCAGGAAGAGAGAAGUACGCUGGAAGAAAAAACGGAACUCAAGUAAUGAGCACGCAAAAAGCGUUAAAAGAUAUUCCAGACUUGCUAGCAACCAGCACAUACACUCAGGGGAGAGACUGCACAGGUGCUCUGACUGUGGAAAGAGCUUCAAAUGGAGAGCCCACCUUACGAUACACCAGCGCAUCCACACAGGAGAGAGACCUUUUAAGUGCUCUGAGUGUGGGAAGAGCUUCCGAAGCAGUUCCAACCUCAUUGUCCACCAGCCCAUCCACACAGGAGAGAGACCCUUUAAGUGCUCUGAGUGUGGGAAGAGCUUCAAAAGGAGUUCCCAUCUCGUCUGCCACCAGCGCAUCCACACAGGAGAGAAACCCUUUAGUUGUCCUGAAUGUCCAAAGAGCUUCAAACACAGUUCCACACUUUACUCCCACCAGCUUAUCCACACAGGAGAGAGACCCUACAAGUGCCCUGACUGUGGGAAGAGCUUCAAAAGCAGUUCUGCCCUCACCAACCACCAGCGCAUCCACACAGGAGAGAGACCCUACAAGUGCCCUGACUGCUGGAAGAGCUUCAAAAGGAGUUCCCACCUCACCUACCACCAGCGCAUUCACACAGGAGAGAAACCCUAUAAGUGCUCUGAGUGUGGGAAGAGCUUCCAAAGCUGUUCCAAUGUCAUCCGCCACCAGCGCAUCCACACAAGACAGAGAACCUACAAGGGCCCUGAGCGUGGGAAGAGCUUUAGAAGCAGUUCUAGACUCAAGUCCCACAAGCAAGUACACAGAGAAAGUGAUUAUAGAAGCCUGUUGUGGUGUAACCCAGCAGGUGGCUCAGCACCAUCAAGUCCUUCGCUCACUCCUCCCUUUCCCAGCUGGUUGGGGGAGAGAACAAAACCAAGAAAAGAUCUUAGUAGGACUUAAGAGUUGAGUUCAAGCUUUUUACUGAGAUAAAGGACAAGGAUAAAUGUUACGACAGUGUGCAUAUAUAUAUGAAUUGUAUAGCAAGUGACGCGCUGGGAACUUCUCUGGUUUCUGCCCUUUAAGUGUCCUGAUUGUGGAAAGAGGUUCAAAAGAAGUUCCCACCUCGCCCACCA
Messenger RNA from Phasianus colchicus (ring-necked pheasant), 1878 nucleotides. Lineage: Eukaryota; Metazoa; Chordata; Aves; Galliformes; Phasianidae. The record is from RefSeq and is a predicted model, not a curated record.